Messenger RNA from Acinonyx jubatus (cheetah), 3740 nucleotides. It is a transcript of the gene POU3F4, whose product is annotated as POU class 3 homeobox 4. The record is from RefSeq and is a predicted model, not a curated record. Bases 12 to 1097 code for a protein of 361 amino acids. Gene Ontology annotation, cellular component: nucleus. Gene Ontology annotation, molecular function: RNA polymerase II cis-regulatory region sequence-specific DNA binding; DNA-binding transcription factor activity, RNA polymerase II-specific. NCBI's taxonomy places the organism in Eukaryota, Metazoa, Chordata, Mammalia, Carnivora, Felidae. The transcript has a single exon. Gene Ontology annotation, biological process: brain development; regulation of transcription by RNA polymerase II.
CCUCACCGACCAUGGCCACAGCUGCCUCGAAUCCCUACAGCAUUCUCAGUUCUAGCUCCCUAGUCCACGCGGACUCUGCGGGGAUGCAGCAGGGGAGUCCUUUCCGAAACCCUCAGAAACUUGUCCAAAGUGAUUACUUGCAGGGAGUUCCUAGCAAUGGGCAUCCUCUUGGGCAUCAUUGGGUGACCAGUCUGGGCGAUGGAGGCCCAUGGUCUUCCACACUGGCCGCCAACCCUCUGGACCAGCAGGACGUGAAGCCCGGACGCGAAGACCUACAGCUGGGUGCGAUCAUCCAUCACCGCUCACCGCACGUCGCCCACCACUCUCCGCACACUAACCAUCCGAAUGCCUGGGGGGCUAAUCCGGCUCCGAACCCGUCCAUCACGUCAAGCGGCCAACCCCUUAACGUGUACUCCCAGUCGGGCUUCACUGUGAGCGGCAUGCUGGAGCACGGAGGGCUCACUCCACCGCCGGCCUCCGCCUCCGCACAGAGCCUACACCCGGUGCUCCGGGAUCCCCCAGACCACAGCGAUCUAGGCUCGCACCACUGCCAGGACCACUCGGACGAGGAGACACCAACCUCGGAUGAGUUAGAACAGUUCGCCAAACAGUUCAAACAAAGAAGAAUCAAAUUGGGCUUCACGCAGGCCGACGUGGGGCUGGCGCUAGGCACACUGUACGGCAACGUUUUCUCACAGACCACUAUCUGCAGGUUCGAGGCCUUGCAGCUGAGCUUCAAGAACAUGUGCAAGCUGAAGCCGCUGCUGAACAAGUGGCUGGAGGAGGCUGAUUCGUCCACUGGGAGCCCGACCAGCAUUGACAAAAUCGCUGCUCAGGGCCGCAAGCGCAAGAAGCGAACCUCCAUCGAGGUGAGUGUCAAGGGCGUACUGGAAACGCAUUUCCUCAAGUGUCCCAAGCCUGCCGCGCAGGAGAUUUCCUCGCUGGCAGACAGCCUCCAGUUGGAGAAAGAAGUGGUGCGUGUCUGGUUCUGUAAUCGAAGACAGAAAGAGAAAAGAAUGACUCCACCAGGGGAUCAGCAGCCACAUGAGGUUUAUUCACACACGGUGAAAACAGACACGUCCUGCCACGAUCUCUGACUGCAGGAAGCAAGGAAGCGGCCGACCGCACUGGGAGCAGCGCGCAUUUCUCUUUCUCUCCCACUCUCUUCCUUUCACUUCAGCUUUAUUAUUGCUAUCUAGAGAGAUAGCAAUAGCUAGAUAUAAAGAUAGGGCUCUUCAGUCUCUCAUCUUUUUUCUUCCUUUUUUUUUUUCAAUAGGGGAUUCUAACUUAUACUAAGAAAGGAAACACACUCACACACGCAUUCCAGCUUCUCAAGGCUGAUAUACAGUAGUGUUAAGCAGUUCAGGAGGGGACCUCACAUACCCUGCCGCCAGGGCGACUGUUUCCUCCAACCUUUUCUGCUGAUCAAAACAUAUUGUUUACUUUGAGUAAGGUUUGUUUGGUUGCUCCUCUCUUUAAUGAACAAGGAGUGGGGUAACGUGGGGGUGGGGUAGGGAUGGGGAAGGGGGGGUGGGAAAACAGAUGUGUGCCUCUGAAUAACCUUUCAGCGCCUUGGUUAUAGCAGCUGUAUUUCAGGUGAAAUCUGUUUUACAAUAGACUAGUUUUGCAUUUUUAAAAACUUCUAUAGCGUUUCUAAAUGUCUGCGGUGUUUUACUACAAGCUGUACACAAUAUUUGUGAGAUAAUUUGUAUCUAAUCGGCCACUCCACAUUAUUGUUGCUAUUAUUAUUAUUCCUUCAUUGAGCUGAUGGUUUUCUAAUUGCUUAAAAAAGGCAGGGGGACUGGAAGGAGGAGGGGAAGAGAUGUCCACCCGUCCAUCCACCCCCUAUCCUAAAUCUGCAUGGAGAGAAGAGGUACAAUGGAGAGAGUUGUUGAUGAUGGUAUUGGAGAUAUAGAUGUAAUUUUUCGGAGGGCACAAUGCCUGGGAUAGGCAGAAUAGGCAAGCCUACUGGGUUUGCAAACCACAGCGAAGUAGGAGAGGCGAUGUUGAAGCUUUCUGCCCUCCCUCUCGGAUCUGUGGAGCCCUCGCAGGCUUCUACAGCGCAGAUCCGGGUGCCAUAAAAGGAUUUGGCUGUGGCACCCGGCAAAAGAGAUCAGCCUGCGGUGCUAAGAGACCUCCGCACCUACUGAAGUCCGGAAUGCCUUCACUCAGAACUCCCUAAGGGCCCCAUGCCUCACCAGGACCACUAGCGCGACUCCACCUUGGCCUUUGUAGGCGAAGGACUUUGUAUUCACAUAUAUUUGCUUUCGCUGGAGACGACUAUCCCGAGACGCUGGCGACGACAGACUCACUGAGUGCCUCCCAAUUCAGUUCACCUUCAGUUCACUACCUGCUCUCCAAGUGAGAAGCCAUGGGGAGGGAUGGCAAGUGGGGUGGUGGACAGGUGCUCUCUGCUCCGUGCAGAACGACAAGGAAAUGAUUGGCAAAGGUCAUACGGAUUCUGGUCUAGCUUCGUACCACCUCCUCUCCGGUGUAUACAUACCGCUGUCUCAGAGUGGUUUCACGGGAAGCUGUCUCCGCGUCCCAGACAAGCACAGCUGGUAGAAGCCCACAGCGAUGAUUAAGCUAGAUAGCGAGCGCCCUGGCGGCUCGGUUUCUGGGUUUUUGUUUGUUUGUUUGUUUGUUUGUUUCUGUUUUUUAAUCUGUGUGUGCAUGACUGCGCGUGGAAAUGUGUGAGUAGAUAGAUGCGUGUAUCCUAUUACUAUUUACAAAAACAAAAACUACAUAAAAUCUCUCUAGGCUGUGUAGAAAUCCAAAAAAUAUACAGUUGUUCUGGCUUUAUUGCUAGCUCUCCUGUCUACACGCCAGGUCCACAGGGCACCUCAUUCUUAAUGAGCACACAUGUGCAGGGCCGGCCAAGCACCCAACACCCAGACACAGUCCGCGGGACCUGGCUGGGGGCUCCGCAUGCCUAGGCUGCCUGCCUGGCCUGGCCUUCAGGUGCAGCUUUGGCAGACAAAGCCUCAAACUACCUAAAGACCAAAAAGCCCAGGACUCCUUGUGGAGAAUGCGCUAGUAUGGGCUUCCAGGCCUCUGGUUCACCGCACUGUGUCUCCUUCAGCUGCAGGUUGAAGAACAUGUGUUAAUUCAAAUCCCGGACCCAUUUUCUUUUUUGUGAAGCCUCUGCAUUCUGUUGGUAGAUGGGUUUUCGUUCUGGAAUUUUUUUGUUUGUUUUGUUUUCCCUCACUGAGUUCGUGUUUUACAACUGUUAGGGUUUUUUGGUUUGAAUUUUUUUUUUUCUUCGCAGUUAAGCGCUCUGGUUCAAACCUGAGUUAACCCAAAUAUUUCUGCCGACUUUAUAACUGUACAGUUUUGUAUAUUAAACGUUUUUGAAGUGAUUAAUUUAAAGAAAGAUCAUUUAGUUUAUUCAUUUAGUGACUGAUGUAUAAUAAACACUAUUUUCAUUAAGAGUUGCUUUUUCAACUAUUUUAUUCAAAUUGCCUAUUGCAGUUGCCAGCAAUUAUUUAUUUUCAAUAAAUUCUGCAUUAUGUUUAAAAGAAAACUCAAAGAUGAGUCGGGUGUCAAAAAGAAAACAAUUCGCUGUAAUGUUUGAUGUGAACAGUUUUAGUCGAGGGGUUUAUAUUGAUGCAAUAUUUUAUUGUCGUAAAAGAUUUAAAAUAAAACAUUUAAAUAAAACAUUUUUCCAAAAAAAUCGUUGUUUUUUUCUUUCUUUCUUCCUUUCUUUAUUGUGUGGUGUGUGAAGUGAAGCAUUUAAAUAG